Messenger RNA from Ambispora leptoticha, 526 nucleotides. The record is from the annotation of a GenBank genome assembly. NCBI's taxonomy places the organism in Eukaryota, Fungi, Glomeromycota, Glomeromycetes, Archaeosporales, Ambisporaceae.
GUGUUACACAAGAAAGUAACACAAGUUCACCUUCUUUCCCCACACGAACACCUUCUUCCUCUGCACGAACACCUUUUUCUCCUGCACAAGUCCUAAAUGUUUUAAACACAAAAUACUGUGCAGCAAAGUUCUCUAAUUCCCCCAACGAUACUAGUGAUAUUACUAUGCUAGUAAAUACUGCAGUAGACCUCCUAUCCCAACCUAUCAACUCGGAUACCCUCUUGGAUACCUUUCUAACUGAAGAACCAGAAAUUGACCCAACCUCAACCACCACUCCUCCCAAACCAGAAACUGAACCAGACACUGAAGUUUAUCAAAAAGUUCGAGACGAACUAACCCAAACCUUAAUCUCUCAAUCGAAUACUCACCCGAACCCUUUUAUCGCUUCUCAAGGCUCUCGAAAGACUCAAGACAUUUGGAAAGAAGCUACUCGUCUUCAACAAAUCUUUAGUAUUCGACCUAAAGAAUUGUUGUAUCAAACCCGAUACUUUACUGUCACCCACAUUGUUAAGUUUAUUGAUAGAGA